Messenger RNA from Orycteropus afer afer, 930 nucleotides. Its product is annotated as olfactory receptor 1L6-like. Gene Ontology annotation, cellular component: membrane. Gene Ontology annotation, molecular function: olfactory receptor activity; G protein-coupled receptor activity. Gene Ontology annotation, biological process: G protein-coupled receptor signaling pathway. The transcript has a single exon. NCBI's taxonomy places the organism in Eukaryota, Metazoa, Chordata, Mammalia, Tubulidentata, Orycteropodidae. The record is from RefSeq and is a predicted model, not a curated record. The coding region runs from base 1 to 930 and encodes 309 amino acids.
AUGUCAACAGGAAACCAGAGCCACAUCACUGAAUUCUUCCUCCUGGGACUGACCAAUGACCCCAAACAGCAGGUGUGGCUCUUUGUCAGCUUCCUGACCAUGUACCUGGUCAAUGUGUUUGGCAACUCAGUCAUCAUUGCAGCCAUCCAAGGGGAUGCCCGCCUCCACACCCCCAUGUACUUCUUCCUCUCAAACCUGUCUUUUGUGGACAUCUGCUUUACAAAUGUCAUUGUGCCCAGGAUGCUGGCAAACAUGCUCAGCAAGAGCAAAACGGUCUCCUUUGCCCACUGUCUCACACAGAUGUACUUCUUUGUGGCCUGUGCAAUCACUGACAGCUUCCUCCUGGCUGCCAUGGCCAUUGACCGCUAUGUGGCCAUCUGCAACCCACUGCAUUACACUUCGACCAUGAGCCCCAGACGCUGUGUCCUUUUGGUGAUGGCAUCCUGGGUGGUGUCCCACAUCCACUCAUUGACCCACACAAUUCUCAUGUCCCGCCUCUCUUUCUGUGGGACCAACAUCAUCCACCAUUUUUUCUGUGAUGUCCAGCCACUGCUAACACUCUCCUGCUCUGAUACCUCUGUCAAUGAGCUUUUGGCCUUCACAGAGGGCUCCUUUGUGAUCAUGAGUCCCUUUAUCUUCAUUAUUGUGUCCUAUGCCUACAUCACCCGUGCUGUUCUCAGGGUCCCUUCAGGAGGAGGCAGAUACAAAGUCUUCUCCACCUGUGGAUCCCACCUCACGAUUGUGGCACUCUACUAUGGAACAGCCAUCUCAGUGUACAUUCGCCCCUCAUCCACCUACUCAGUGACAAAGGACCGUGUGGUCACUGUCUUCUAUACCGUGGUGAUCCCCAUGCUGAAUCCUUUCAUCUAUAGCCUUAGGAACAGAGACAUGAAGCAGGCUUUGAGAAAACUGACUAAGAGAACGGAAUAG